AUGGUUGUUAUUGCUUCUUAUGUGUUUGGAAUGAUCCUCCUUCGUCCACAGAUCAAUGAGCACAUUCUCCAGCUGCGCCUCUGGAAAGAUGGUCAUUCUUCCACUGCUGCAAGGAAGAGAAAGUGGAUAGGGUCCUACCAAUCGUGUAUUGGUCCCGACAGGGCGCUUUUGGAUCCUAAGAACAAAAACACAGCGAUGAAAGGCUAUACCGUUGGAAUCAGUCAGGUUUGUGGUUUGAGCAAGAUCAUUACGAAUCACUCAGAGCUCCAGCUCGAUUAA
Penicillium hordei is the source of this 279-nucleotide messenger RNA. RefSeq lists its product as uncharacterized. Bases 1 to 279 code for a protein of 92 amino acids. NCBI's taxonomy places the organism in Eukaryota, Fungi, Ascomycota, Eurotiomycetes, Eurotiales, Aspergillaceae. The record is from RefSeq and is a predicted model, not a curated record. The transcript is spliced from 2 exons.